This is a messenger RNA of Penicillium cinerascens, 1650 nucleotides long. RefSeq lists its product as uncharacterized. Gene Ontology annotation, molecular function: transmembrane transporter activity. Lineage: Eukaryota; Fungi; Ascomycota; Eurotiomycetes; Eurotiales; Aspergillaceae. The coding region runs from base 1 to 1650 and encodes 549 amino acids. Gene Ontology annotation, cellular component: membrane. The record is from RefSeq and is a predicted model, not a curated record. Gene Ontology annotation, biological process: transmembrane transport. The transcript has 4 exons.
AUGGAUAUUCCUGAAAAGACACCCGUUUGCGAUACUGAGCUCCGCCAGCGCCAUGACCGGCGACAAGUCGAAAUCGUCGGGCCGCAUGGCGAGCACAAGAAGGUUAACAUCGCCGAAAUGAGCCAGGCCGACUCAGAACUGGCAUCCAAGUUCGGCUACAAGCCAGUGUUCAAGCGUGAAUUUGGCUAUCUGGCGACCUUUUCGUUUGCAGUCAGUAUCAGUGGUCUGUUCUCCACCAUCAUGACCACUCUGUCCUACCCACUGGAAGCGGGUGGCAGUAGUGCGGUCGUGUGGUGUUGGCUGAUCUCCGGUGCUGGCUGCAUGUGCAUUGCGUGUUCCGUCGCUGAGCUGGUCUCCGCGUAUCCGACAUCUGGCGGUCUCUACUUCACCAUUUCUCGCCUGGCACCUCAUGGCUGGGUGCCCUCGAUCAGUUGGUUUACGGGCUGGCUCAACCUCCUGGGUCAGAUUGCCGGUGUGGCCUCGUCGGAGUACGGCGCGGCCCAGAUGCUUCUGGCUGCCGUCUCGAUGAGCCGCAACUUCAACUACACCAUCACCGACAACACUACUAUUGGUGUCAUGGCGGCCCUGACCGUGGUCACGGGCGUUGUCAACUCCUUGUCGACUUAUUGGAUGGAGAAGAUGACCAAGUUCUACGUCAUUUUUCACGUCUGCGUUCUCGUGGCCUGUGCCAUCGCUCUGCUGGUUUUGACUAAAGAUAAGCAUGAUGCGAGCUAUGUCUUCACUAAUGUUGAAAGCCAGAGCGGCUGGAAGCCCAUCGGGUUCAGUUGGCUGUUUGGUUUCUUGUCUGUGAGCUGGACUAUGACCGACUACGACGCGACCGCGCACAUCACGGAAGAGAUGAGUGAUCCCGAGCGCAAAGCGCCAUGGGCCAUCUCUCUAGCUAUGCUCUUCACCUACGUUGCCGGUUUCUUAUUUAAUAUCGUCCUUUGCUUCUGCAUGGGCAACCCCACCGAGAUCUUGGGCUCCCCAAUGGACCAGCCUGUGGCCCAGAUCUUCUACAACAGCCUAGGCAAGGGCGGUGGCAUGUUCUUCACCAUUGCAGCUCUGAUCAUUAUUAAGUUUGUGACCUUCACUGCUAUGCAGUCUCUUGGUCGCACUGUCUUUGCCUUCUCUCGCGACCGCCUCUUACCGUUCUCGAACAUCUGGGUUAAGGUCACUCCCUGGACCGGUACCCCUCUUUACGCUGUCUGGAUCUCCGUCUUUUUCUGCAUUGCGAUCAACCUAAUCGGCCUAGGCUCUUACGCAGCCAUCUCAGGUGUAUUCACCGUCUGCGCCAUUGCUCUGGACUGGAGUUACUGUAUCCCCAUUCUGUGCAAGCUGCUCUUCGGAAAAUUCCAGCCUGGCCCGUGGCACAUGGGCUCAUUGAGCUGGAUUGUGAAUGUCUGGGCCUGUCUGUGGACUCUCUUCGUCAGCAUCAUUUUCGUCCUGCCCACCGUGAUGCCGGUCACCCCGGAUGGCAUGAACUAUGCCUGUGUCUAUCUCGUCGCCGUCCUACUGUUCGCCCUCGUCUACUGGUACAUCCGUGGCCGUGUCGUAUACAAUGGCCCCAUCACCGAAGCUGUUGCAGAUGAUUUAUCCGAGAGCGAGAUCGUCGCCGCCGAAAAAGCUGACAAGGGACCCGCCGCAUAA